AUGGAAACACAAAGAGGGUUAUUUACCAAGUUGGGAAUAUUCGGCGUUAUUGCCAUCGCCCUUGCCGUAGGUGGAAAGAGGCAUAUCUCAAUGAGGAAGGAUCUCAGACAUAAAGGUGAUUCCGAUGCACUUGUAGAUUCGAAGCAAAGAGAGUUUGAAGACAGCACGUUGAGACCAGGGGUUCCAUUGAAUGAUGGUGAUACUAAAUACGUAAGAGAAUCGAAGUAUGUGGGAGCAGGGUCUUCGUACUCGAGCAGAAAACCUGGAGACAGGCUCUCGAUCAUGGCAUAUUUCGGAAAGGACUAG
This is a messenger RNA of Debaryomyces fabryi, 306 nucleotides long. RefSeq lists its product as uncharacterized. Lineage: Eukaryota; Fungi; Ascomycota; Pichiomycetes; Serinales; Debaryomycetaceae. Bases 1 to 306 code for a protein of 101 amino acids. The transcript has a single exon. The record is from RefSeq and is a predicted model, not a curated record.